This is a messenger RNA of Hyalella azteca, 13167 nucleotides long. It is a transcript of the gene rno, whose product is annotated as PHD finger protein rhinoceros. NCBI's taxonomy places the organism in Eukaryota, Metazoa, Arthropoda, Malacostraca, Amphipoda, Hyalellidae. Bases 130 to 10005 code for a protein of 3291 amino acids. Gene Ontology annotation, biological process: regulation of transcription by RNA polymerase II. The transcript has 11 exons. The record is from RefSeq and is a predicted model, not a curated record.
GCCAAGCCGUAUAUGUAUAUUUAUAUAUAAUUUUAUCGAAUUUGGUGGAGUUAAUAUCACUGUUGAGGGACGUGUAAACGUAUAAAGAUAUGUUGUGUAUGUUAUUGUAUAUGAAAAACGUUGAUCAGAAUGACACCCAACAAAAUGACUCCAGUCAGUGGUGACACUGGCAGCAAAAUGUGUGGCAGUAGCACAAGUGCAUCUUCUGUUGCUGCCACUCAUGAUGGCAGCUACAGCCACCGCAAGCAGAGGAAACGUCUUGACUCUUCUGUCUUGGCAGCCUCUAGCGGUGCAUCAAGCAAAAUGUUGAGCGCCACAAGUACGGCCAACAGCUCCAAUGGUGCAAACAGCAAUGGAGGCAACAGUGGCAAGAACAUCAGCAGUGAUGAUGAGGACAAAGGGCAGGUGUGGACUCCAAAGCAUCUUGGUGACCUCAGGGCCUACAACAGAUCUGCAUCAGAGGUGCCUGCUGAGCUUUUCCGCAAGGAUUUGAUCUCUGCCAUGAAAUUAGCGGACAAUGAGCCUCUGGCUCAAGAGGACUACUGGGGCAUCCUGGACCCCUGGAAGCAGGAGUGGGAGAGGGGAGUGCAAGUGCCUGUAAAUCCUGACCUGCUUCCCAUACCUUCAGUUACCACUUUUGUGGAGGACAUAGGCCGCAACACCACUGAUUUCAGGCUGCCUAAGAAUCGCUAUAUCCGCGUGAACCACGAUGAUUUCUUUGACAAUGAACGGCACAUUCUGAGUAACUUGCCCACCAAGGCAGAGAAGAUGUGCCGCUAUGAUCUGGACGUCCUCGACAAGACCUGGCUUGAAUCCUACAAUGGCGAACGAGCUAAGAUGGGUGCCGAGCCUGUCCCUGAGAUCAUCUUGGAGCAAAUCGUGGAACACUUUGAGGAGACGUGCUGGGAGAACAUUCAGAAGCUGCUGCAGGAGCAGGAGGCUCAGGCCAUCGAGUAUGAUGAGGACACCAUCUGCGACGUCUGCAGAUCUCCUGAGAGCGAAGAGGGCAACGAGAUGGUCUUCUGUGACAGCUGCAACAUUUGCGUGCAUCAGGCGUGCUAUGGCAUCACCACCAUCCCAUCAGGCUCCUGGGUGUGUCGCACCUGUGCUCUGGGCAUCAAGCCGGACUGUGUCCUCUGUCCCAACAAAGGAGCUGCCAUGAAGUCGACCAAGUCAGGCCAGAAGUGGGCACACGUGUCAUGCGCUCUGUGGAUCCCCGAGGUGUCCAUUGGCUCUGUCGAGAGGAUGGAACCCAUCACCAAGAUACCGAACAUUCCUGUAUGUUGUGAUCCAUUUCUUGCUGAUGGCGUCAAGCUCAGGUCAUACUGCGAGAAACACAGCCGGCAGAAGAAGACGAGCGGCGCGAGCGAGGAGAGCGACGGGGAGACGACGACCUCCGUGGCGGCCUCCGCCAAAAUAGCGGGCGGGGGCCGUAUCGCCCCCCUCGACUCUUCCCCUUCAUCCACCCGCAAGAAGAAGGACCUAACCUCCGAGCAGAAGAACCAGGCGCGCGCUGCCAAGCUCAGGCAGAUUGAGACUGAGUUUUAUAAAUAUGUCGACACCACGAAGACUUCCAACUAUCUUGACAUUGAUCUCGAAACCACAGAGGCCAUCUUCUAUUACUGGAAGCUCAAGAGAAGAUCCGGCUUCAACAAACCCCUGCUCACGCCACGCAGCGAGGAAAUAGACUUCCUCUGCCACCAGCAAGACCACGACCAGCGCCUCAAGAUGUUCGUCCAGCUGCGCCAGUAUCUCGAGCGGGUGCGCAACCUGUGCUAUAUGGUGGGGCGGCGCGAGAAGAUGGGCCGAUCUUACCUGAAGACGCGCGAGCAGGUGCUGCUCAAACAGUCCGACAUCAUGACCUCCAGCCUGCAGCUCUCCAGCAGUGAAGUCGAGGCCGUGCUAAGUGCCAAUAAGGGACCUUCAGUUUACGAUAGGCUGUGUUCAGGUCUAAAUUCAACCAUCGUCUCUUCAGCCCAAUUUAAUAGUUUCAUUAGAUUACUCGAGUCUUCGCAACCCGACAACUUAACUGCUGCUCCCGCCAUAAAGAGCUCCCAUCAUAAGAGUAAGAACCGCAAGAAGAAAGAUGUGAAUGGUUUGGUUCGCCACGGAGGUCGUCACGAUCUCAACCCAUACAGAAAAGAUUACAUCAACGGCGCCGAACAAAGGAAGUCGCGGUCGAGUUCAGCUAACUCGUCGGUUGAAACGGACUCUGAUUCUCUGUCGUCUUCGCGGUGGAUGCUUCCCAAUUCUUCCCGCAUUCCUGUUUUCACGAGCAGCGAGGAUGAUAUGCCUAUUAAUAGUAGAUUUAUUAACCGUCACCAAACUCUCCCUAAGCCUAAUGAAAAAUCGAAAAAAUCGGGCUCCAGGAAAAUCUCUUCUAACGGAGGAAGAAAACCAAAUAAAAUCAGGCCGACCACCGCUGAUUCUUCGCUAACACGCAGCUCUGAAGACGAGAAAAUAUCUAAAGACUUUGAUGCUCUGCUACAAAGUAAAACAAGUCCUGUUAAGGCUAAGAAAAGCUCGCAGUCUUCUGUCUCUCGAUUGUUAUCUGUGCGAGACCCUCUUUUUGAAUCAUCAGAAGAUGAAACCGAGAUCACUCUGUCCAAAGCGCCUCCCUCGAAGGGUAGGGGCAAAAAGCGUGGCUCUCAGAAAGAUCCAGUGCCUGGCAGCAGUGGUGAUGAGAAGCCUCCUGUUGUAGUUCCCUGUAAACGAGGUGCUCGUGCUGGUCGAGGGAAGACGGCCCGAGGCUCUAGCAUUGUCAACGCUGCUGUCAAAAGCAGUGCUUAUUCUGAUGAAGAUGAAGAUGAUUUGCCUAGACCAACCUAUAAGCUUACAACAGACGAAGAGAAUAGUAACGAUAAGCAAUCUGACGUGUACGAACUUUCGGACGUAAGCGUCAAGAGUGAAAGUGCCAAGGGCAAACGUGAGACUGAUGAAGAGAAGUUCUUUGUAGCAGACAGUAAAGAUAGCGUCUUGGACGCUCAAAAUUUUGCCAUGCUCAAGACAAAAGCCGCCAUGAAAGAGUUCACUCCAAAGAUAGAAGAGAAAGCUGAGAAGUUCAGCAAAAAGAAGGAGCGACGCUCGCAACGUGUCAAGUCAGACGAUAGUGAGGCAGCGAAUGAUUCUGAGGGACCUGACUUAAGCCUCUUUGUACCACAGCGCGCGGCCGCUAAGAAAGCGUCUGAGUUGAUAACUUCUCACAACGUGAGCGGUACAGCAGCUCCAGCUACCGCCGCGGCGCCUCUGAACAAUGCUGGCGCUGUCUCCGCUGCCGAGAGCUCCCAUGAAAUGAACAAGAGACCGCGCGGAUCGGCAACAAGGGAUGUAUGCGUCAAAAAAGAUGUUAAGACAUCUCCUGAAAAGUCUCCUUCAAAAUCCAAGCGAGGGCGACCUCCCAAAGACCGGAGCUUAGAACGAGCCGAAUUAAGAGAUGAGCCUGACAUGGCCAUGAAGAAAUCUCUUUUUGAAGCCAAAGAAAUCCUUCAUUAUGUUCCAAUCAGACAGGCAGCUAUGAAGGCGGCUCAGAAUCUCAAGAAUAAAGGUGCUACUGUAAAUGAAGAAAUGCCGGUUUCGUUGGCGUCAACAGUUCCUCUGGCUUCUGAUCCUGCUACUUUAACCACUCCGACGUUGAGCGCCUCCAAUAAAAGUAAAAGAAACAAAUUUGAAGCUCGCGUGAACGCUGUUGACUCGGCUGCUGUUAAAUCUCCACGCUUACGACGAUCUGCGCGCUCCACGUCCAGCCAGUCAGACUCGGACUCGGAUGGCCAGCUCACUGAUCCUAAGCGCGUCAAGCGAGAUGUGCUCGUGAAGGAGAAGGCUCCGCGCUCCAUGUUUUCUGAGAGCGAAGAGGAAGUAUUCACUUCUCCCAAGAAAGACCGGACUAGAAGCUUCUCUUUAUUAGAUAGCGAAAAAUCGCCUGAAAAGAAGCAGCUUUUUCGUGGCGACAUGUUUGUCCACGAGUAUCAAAGCUCAUCUGAGAACGAUGAUGAAAAAGACAGCAGAUUCUCCAUCACAAAUAUUAAAAGCAGCAACACCUCAAGUGUGCGCAAAAGUACAGCGUCUCUCGGCGAGAAGCGAUCACAGCGAAAUCAUUUGCAGCCGAGCGGACGAUCCGAACACUUCCGACGAGAGGUUGAGAACGAAGAGCCAGGUCCUGGAACCCAUAGGAAGGCCCCUGACAAGAAGCUUAAAACUUCCGAAGGGCGGCCUGAACAUGGGUUUCAGCCGCCGACUCCUGCAAGAGGCCAAUCCCCCAGAGUGCGAGAAUUCCCAGUGUCAACCUUGCGAGGGUCUCGAGUAUGUCAAACUGAACGCGAGCCGCGAGAUGCUGAUGGUUGCAGCCGAGGUAACACUCAUGAAUCACUCUCGGAGGGCUGUGGAGAGUCGUCACAAAGAGAAGAAAAAGUUUCCUCUCUCGGAGAGUCUCGCACCUACUCACCACUACCCAAAUCCACCGCCGCUCUCCUUCCCAAUCUCUCCGCCUCGCCUGCGCACGCUCGUGUCUCCUUGCCACACUCCCCCCAGUCGCCUCUCGCUCUUGCCCAUAGUUCCCCAUCAUCUGCAGCCUCAUCCUUGCUCCACAGAACUCAACCCUCAGCUUCCCAAGAUUGCCUUGGAGCUUUCCCUGCCCUCCGAACCGCAAUCAAAUCUCGAGAGAAACUACAGCUUGCGGCGGGCACCGUUAAGCCCCCUGCUUCCAGUGAGGCGCUUCAAGAGGAGCUCUUCGGGACGCUCCCCCGCCAGCAAAAGGAGGCGCCCCUGAAGACUGGCGAUCAAGGCGCUUUGGUCCCUAGUGAGCUCAUGCGCCCUGACAGUCGGUCGUCAGGUCUUGCUGAUUUUGUUGUGAAGGAAGUAUCGCCUCUGAGGCGACUCCCAAAGUCGCUUGUUGCUGACCAAUCGAUUAGGCCUAAAGAUCCUCUUGAGAUGAGCCCGGCUUUAGAGGAUGCUUUAAGUAAAGCUAAUAUAGAUACCCUUAAAGAUACCCGAUUUGCUUCAGAAGUGUCUGGUAAAGAGCGUGUGGAGCAACCUAAAGAUAGUGGAUAUAAAAGUGCAAUAACAACUCCAGAGCCAGUCGAUAGGUUGGACUCGAGCAGACUUCUUGAGAAUCGUGUACAAGAUAGUGAUGUCAGUAGGAUUUUAGGUGAGAACCAAACUGUUGUGUGUAAUGACGUGCGAACGUCUAGUGCUAAUAGUGACUAUGGUAGCAAUGGUAAUAGCAGCUCCGUGUCAGGUAUCAGCAGUAGUAGCAGUACUAGUAGUGUAGUACCCGGUGAAGUGUCCCCUGUUAAACCUUGUAUUACGUCUUAUGACAACAAACUGUCUAAGAACAUUGGCAAUAACCGCAGGAAAAACCUUUCUAAGCUCAUCGAUGACAUGACCAAAAAGGUCAAUUCUGAUCUCUCUUCUAAGCUGUGCUCGCCACCCCACCAGGCCUUCUCGUCCUCUUCUCCCCACCACCCACAUAUACCAGCGUUUGCUACCACCCACCAUAUUCCUGUUACCGGCGGUCACCGCGCCCUCUCUCCUCUCCUCCCUGCCUCCCCUCGCUCAUCUGUCGCCCUGCCUGACACGAGCAUCGGGCAGCUCCUGCCUACGUCUGUCCUGACGACUUGUUCUGACGCGGGCCUUUUCAGCAACGCCUUGCCUCACCCCAACCCCGUAGCCACGUGUCAGGUCGACGUUCCGGGUACCGUCCGUCCGGAGUCCCGACCUCCUACCAACGACGUCCCAAUGUUGGAUGUAUUGAACGAGGCGUCACCUCUGGACGACAACGCCCCGCCCAGCGACAUGGACAGCUCUGACACCGCCAGCAUCAGCGUUGCGUCGUUCAAGCAAUGGUGGCGUAGUCAGUUUAAAACUUCGCCUCCACGCUCAUCGUUUGAUGGACUGCAGUCGUCGCAGCUAGACGCGCACCUAGUGCAGCUACAGCACCUGCCUGACUAUCAGGUGUCGCACCAUCUCGAUAUUCGUAACUUGCAAAUGAUGAAUCAAUUGCACCCACCAUUUGGUGUACCACAAAGUCUCUUCAAUUCCUUCAUGUCGAAGGACGAAUUUCUGAUCAACUCAUUUGUCAGACAGCAACACCUCCACCAACAACAAGAGCAACAACAACUUGAUUCACAGCAAAAGCUUCUACAGGAAAAACAGCAGGACCUGGAAUACAGUGCUUCUGAAAUAGCCGCUAAAGAAUCAUCGGAUCUCUCAACUCCUAAGAAAUUCAUUAAUUCUUUUAUCCAACCUCAUUCCAACAGAAUGUCGCCCUCUUUUAAAAGUGACUUCUCUUCCCUCGGUUGUAACGUGAGCUCCGAUGCACCAAUGAGCCCAAUAUCUGUUGGAAAUUUGGCUGCACCACCGAGCUUCGUUGCGACUGCCGUCACGGACCACAUGGGCUUCCAUCCCUCCUUGUGUGCUCCUCCAGUCAAGUCCAUGCUCGUCGCCACACGUCCUCCUGCCUCUCCUUGUCACUUGCCAAGAGCUGGGGUACAGUCUCCUCACAAGACGCCUUCAUCAGUGACGGCAUCUGAAGAAGAAAUCGUAGUGGAUAACGAGAGCCCUUUAGCCAGCGACAGAGUAUUAUCGCCUCCUCGCCUUUUGGGGACCGCACCCCCCACAUCCCAGCCAGCCGACUCCUGCCUCGACCAACACGCUGUUCCUUCUUACCAGCCGUCGUCUGCCAGUUCUCCUCAUGACAAGUUCAGGAAGGACGCCGACGUGAGCUCACCUGCCGCAGCUCCUGUUGGCAUGUCCCCUCACAUUGUCACUAAACCUUCUGUAUCUCCUGCUUAUUCUGGUAAGUCUCGCAGAAGCCAAGUCGGGAAGGAUGGUGUUGCUGAACUUAAGAGUAAAAUGGAUGCAUCGCUGUCAAGUCCUGGCAGAGUAAUGCCAAUUACAAUAUCCUUGACAAGUGGGAGCAGCGCACAAGCAUCACCAUCAUCUCACCUUAAAAUUUCACCAUCACUUUCUUCUCCUCGAUCAAGCAGACGUCUCCAAGAGGCUGCUGCAGCCGUAGCUAAAACACCGGCAUCGGUAAGUGAUUCUGGUGAUACUUCUCCAGCAUCGAUCUGGCCUCCUCCACUCACCAUCAUGAGCCCUAAACCCGUGACACCACAAGUCACCCCCCGUUCUGCAAUGGCUGAGACUGUGUAUGACGUCACUGAUGAUUCUGACGUUGGUACUAGUGGGUCCAAAGCCAACACUCCCGCUGCCACUCCCACUGCCGAGCACUAUAAAAGUAUGUCUCCACAACAGAAGCGAAUCCCCAUCUAUAUGACUGGGGCUAAGGCCGGGAAAUCUAGCGCGUCGCCGGAUAAGAAAUCGCCUCGCGGCCAGGCGGUGUCACCGCGUUGGACGCCCAAAGAAGAAGCAAAGAAGAAAGUAAACAGACGCAGCAACCAGUCUGGCGGUAAAGGUGGCCGUGGCAGAGGUACGGCUCGCGUGAAGGGUAAAGGCCGUCAGAGCAAAGUGGCUGUUCCGAAGGAACUUGUGGGAACGGUGUACGAUUUCGAUUUUGAUGACGAAUUCAGUGAUGCCAAGUCUAAAAAUCAGUCCACUUUGGAUGAUUUGCGGAUGCUCCGAGAGAAGCGUCUAAGUGUUGAUGCUCCUCAGCCUCCUACUCCUACUUACGCACUUGACACUCGGGAGCCACCUCUACCCUCGUAUAAGAAAGCCACAAAGGAAAGGAAGGGAAAGAACAAGGAGAAAGAGAGCAGCCCCAAGCAAAGCGAGAAGCAGCAAGAUCGCUCACCGUACGGCGAAUCUGUCCUCCAUUCCUUACCUCAACAGUCCCCUAAGAAUAUCGUCCCUCCCGUCAAAAUUUCCUCCACAGGCGUAAGAGACGAGAAUAAAAUAGUUUUAUCAGAUUCUCACUACGUGUUAAAGAACAAUGUGGAUUUUAUGUCUACUGCUACAUACACAGCAACGCCUGCCGCUCGUCUAGGUUCAGAUGACACCAACAUUCUCAAGAUUAAGAUCAAAGGUCCGUACGCUAAUUCCGCGUCAUCCAGCGCCCCCGUGCCUCCCCCUGAGCCGGAACCGUCAUCCUCAGCCACAUCUUUCCGACGCAUGAGAAAGAAGGAACUUAUUCGUCAGUAUUGCAAUCAGGACCAGAAUCCUCUGCCGUCUGCGGUCGAUGCUCAUGGUGGAAUGGGGAUCGGUGGUGCAGUUCUAGGUGGUCCCUCAGCGACGGGUGAUUUUUGCAUUGGCGGGAUCGUUGGCAGUGGCUUGGGCAGUACCGGUAUUGCUAAUCCGCCUCCUCAAAAGCGCGCUGCCAUUUUUAUCCCGAAAGCUGUUGCCUCCAUGCCUACCAUUCCCAGUCGGGAGGACUACAAGCGGCAUCGCAACCCUCCGGAGGACGGAAGUAGUUCGUCUACAUCAGCCGGUGGCGCAAGAAGGCGACGAGCAGCUCGAGAAUCUGCGAGCAGAACCAAGCAACAGCAGGCCGCUGCUGAGAAGCAGGAAGAGACCGACACUUCCAGCAGAAAACGUGCACGGAGCGUCAGUAAGGAGGAAGAAGUGAAGAGCGUCGCAGAUGCUUUGCCACCCGCUAAGUUGAGAAUAAGCCUCAGCAAGAAAGGUAGCAAAGUGACUCGUGUCGCUGAGCCUUCACCCAACCAAAGUGCUGCUGAAACUCCUGCUGUUGCUGCGAUUAUUCCCUCUGAAGCUGUUGAUGCUGUCACGCCCGGCGUUGCUGCCGCUCCUGUCAAAGACAGCACUGACAUGGGGAGAUUCCGCCCACCUAAGAAAAGGCUACCGGAGGAGCACUCGUUUGAAAAAAUACGUAAUGAUAAUCUUCGUUUCCGUGAAGAAAUAAUGAAUUCAUUCCCAAAACCCCGCAACAAGAAGCGGAAACACCGCGAUGGCAGUAGUAACAGUUCAGACAACGAAAUGGACGAUGAACUGUGUAAGAGCAAGGCUUCACCUGACGGCGAUAAUGACGUUACAGACGUCACGGUCGUAUCGAAUGAGUCGACGAAGCUUGUACUUCGCUUCAGUAAAUCCUUAAUUAAAAUUGAACCUCCAGAUCGUCCACUAACGCCCACUCCUCCUAGCAGCGUCAAAAGCAAGGGAGACAGCGGCAACAAUAGUGAUGCUCCUGGAGCUUCUGAAUUGUGGCCUGGUGCGGACGAUGGAGGAGUCAGAACGGGCAGGAAGGCUUGCAACGUCUCCGCUGACGACUGUGGUGGCAACAGCAAGUCAUCAAAAGAGGACAAUGGGUCCAGAGAAAAGAUAGGCCCACCUCAGAAGAUGAUGCCUCUCAAGUUGAAGUUACAGAGGCGACCUGAUGGUUAUACUUCAGCGCAUCCCAGUUUACCAGGUUACUCUCUGCUCGGCCAAGGGCCAGGGCCUCCUGUCACACAACCGCUCGAUCCACCACUCUUGAUCUCCUCAGCCUCUCACUCUUCGGAAAAACAGACCCUGUCUUCUGAUGGAAAAAAUUCGCCUCCUACCAUCGAAACAAUCACUACUAGAACCACCAGUGUAAACUAUGAUAAAUUGUCCAACAUUCUACGAGAUUCAAACACAACUGAUAAUUCAACAACUUUAAAUGAUUCUUCUUGUCUUUCGCCUCAGCCACCGUUGACAUCAGUUUGGACAAACUGCAUUGCCACGACCUCAUCCUCGUCUCCUACGUCUCACCUUCCAUCUAUAGCUGACUGCCCUUCGCAAUCUUUUAAGACGAACACCAACAAUAAUAACAAUAACAGACAGAAGAACAGCUUUCAUUCAAUCGGAGUGUCGGAUAGUAUAGGCGUGUCUGGCUUGCACUCCGAGGGCUCGACUAACUCUCACGUGACGAACAACUCCUCGGAGCUCAACGACGACGUCCUACAGCGGCUGGAGGAGCAGCUGGCCGCCUCUGAUGGAGGAGGCGUCGUGGGUGAGGCAGGAGGAGGCAGAGAAGGCUGCGGUAACGGCAGUAGUAGUGGUGGCAUAGAAGGAGAGUCUCACCACGAGCAUCACCAUCCCAAUCAUACGUACAAAGAGAACUCUAAUGCCAGAUGAUAGUAGUGAGUGAGUUGUACGCGAGAGCUGGCACCGGCUGCUGGUAUUGAUGUCGUCCUAAUCCAUGCUCAAGUCUUGACUUAAUUUAAUCCGCCCGUGUAACGGUGCACUCACUAAUUCGAAUUUUCUACUAUCAUGCUCAGUUACCUGAAAUUGAAUUGUAGCUCUCAUUUGUUGCGUCAAUUACUGCAUUUUCCCGUGGAAAGUAUUUUAAUUGCAAUUGAUAUUUUGUAUAAAUCUAUGUGUAAAUUCUCUGUAUUGACGAAUUCGACUUUUCAUUUGUCUCUCAUUUGCAUGGAAGUCUGAACUUGUUUGAAGCGCAGCACUCAGUGCUCCCUAGACUGACGACAAAGCAGCGCGACUAUCGCUGCGCUGAGACGCUCUGCUGAUCUCAGCGGCUAUACUCACGCGUCUCGUGUUGCUGCUAACACACUUCUUCCAUCCAUUCUCUCCUACUUGGUUAAUUCUGACAAUUGUAUACUUCAGAGAGUUGGAUCAAAACGAUCGUUUUGCAUUUUAUUCAAUCUGUAGCUAGUGUCUUCUCCUAAAUGUCACGACUCGUGAGUUUGAUUUAAAAGUCUAUUGCAAUUUAUUAGUUCAGUUUUUUACGCUUAAUAGUAUUGAAACUCCUAUCCAUUUGUACGUUGAUAAUCUAACCCGCAUAAAAUGGAAUGCUUUUAAAAUGUCACGAACAUUUCUUUUUAUUUCCAGCAUCGUCUAAGUGGAAUCAAAUUCGCUUCUUGUUUUAAAUUUGAUACUUGUUAGAAUCGUCCGAAAUGCUUCAAAAUUCUGUUAGUAUAUUUUAGUUUCCUUGACAUUGUGUAUGGGACAAGUGUACUGCAACAUCGAAACUCCAAGCUCGUUACAAUCGAGUGCUUGACUAGCCUUACACGGCGUGCGUGAGAGUUGCCCUGAGCUGAGCAAGCUGCCCAGUGCGGUGAAGUGACUGAUGCCGCGUGCCGAAACUCUCGCUAGCUGUACAAAUGUAAAUACACGUCGUUCAUGUUGCUCACACCUUCAUAAGGUAAUGUUCUUGUUAUUAAUUUAUAUUGUUAGAUAAGGCAAUAUUUUACAGAAAGUUGAACGAUAAACUUCUGUCCCGCAAUCCUGUUAGAUAAAGCGUAGCAGGACCAACAUUUGUUGUUCGUUGGUCUUGCCCUGCAGUCGUGAACUGCUCUUCUAACCCUUCGAAAAGAAUCUAUUCACGUAACAUAUAAUAUUUUUUAUAAUUGAAGCCAUUCUUUUGUUUAAGAUUCCUAAAUGCUAGCGACGUUACUUGAGGUGUCUAUGUUCGAACGUGUCGUUCCGUCCUACAGAUACACGAAAUAAAUUCAAUUCACCGAAGAUUAGUUUUCUUGGACUGGGUUUCAUGAAAGAUUUUUCUAACGGCUUAAUUUAGUUGGUUCACGAAAAACUUACUAUUUUUCAUAACAUGCCUUGUCCAGAUAUUAUAGCUACGAAAUAUUUGUCUCGAAAUGCCGCAGCGUUGCUCGUAGGAAACAGCUUCGUUUUCCCAUCGCAAUAUUCUGCUGCGAUGUUCAUUCAUGAAACAUCCAUUAUUGAGAAACAAAUUUUUUUAUUUUAAUAAAAUUAAUUAGGGAGGAGAGCAAAUUGAUCGAAUUUCUUGGAUUGAGCAGGAAAUAGUCGAGGCUCAGCUUCAUAUUUUAACUGAUGCUUUUGCUGAUCAAAUCUGCUGAUUGAGCUGAUUGAUCUGCUGAUUGGUAAACCCUGAGCAGUCGGCCGUCGCUUCCCUCGACAAUGGGAAUCGUACGCAAUUUUGAAGAAAAUUUACAUUUGAGUAAUGGGACUUGGCUGUUACAUCCUGCAGAUAAGAGGAGAUUAGAUUGUCUUUCUUUAUUGCGGUGCAAGGUUCUCUUUGCUGUGACCACUGGAGUUAUAUCAACUAAAAGCUCUCGCUAAGCGCAGUAUCUAAACGUAACGACUGCAACUCUCCUUGCAACUCAAAUGUUAAUUUUUUAAAGGUAUUGUUAUUAGACGAAAAAUAUCCUUAUUGUUUCUCUCGCACAUGCAUAGAUUCUCAGACAUGUGUUCGAUUUCGGGGCCAGAAUGUAGCCCGUUUUGCAGGUACUUCGCCAGUACUUAAUCUGCUUAGCGCCUUCUCUCACCACCUGUUUCAGUUUACUCUGCUUAGCGCCUUCUCUCACCACCUGUUUCAGUUUACUCUGCUUAGCGCCUUCUCUCACCACCUGUUUCAGUUUACUCUGCUUAGCGCCUUUUCUCACCACCUGUUUCAGUUUAAUCUGCUUAGUUUCACCGCAAGGGUUAAUUUAGAAGUUGAUUUUGUUUUCGGAAUUUGGAUAGAAAUUUUGCUGUCGGUUAAAUUGUAUUGGUAAUCCAGGCGUUUUCGACACUUUCUUAACGUUUUACAUUGUAUUUUAAAACAUUUCAUUUAAACGCUGCCACUUUACUCAAAAAUAUGCCCAGCUCGUAAAGUUUUAUCUAUUUAAUAUUGGCGUAUCCUUAUUCCAACUGGAUAGCUUCAGUUUCUGUCAGAAAUUUAUGCCGUUCUAGUUUUUCAGUCGUUUGCUUCGCCAUUAUGUGCGUAUAUUGUGCUUGGAAUAACUGUUAGAUAUCAUGUUAGCAACGCUGCUAAUUAUAUCACCGGUGUCAUAAUUCUUCGUAAUAAUCCUUGCUUCAGUGGAUUCAUAAACAUCUUUUGGAUGCCACGGACAAAGGCAAGAAGUCUGUCCAUCUUGAUCUUACGAUCUCGACUUUGCGACUGGCGCUUCUUUAACAUUUUCUCUCGAUACCAACUUGUUAUGAUACAAACAUAAGUGAAAUUUAUAAUGAGAGUACUUGAAGCUUACGUACGAGUUCUAAUGCCUUUUUUCUCAAAGAACUCUUCACACUAAUGAAACUGAACUUACCUUACCUACAAAUGAUUUUAACAAACGAAUACAGAUUUUUAUUUCUUGACUGGUUUAACUCGCAUUAAAUUUCGAAUUAUUGGCGACACCUCUUCAUCGACUACGCAAUUCCUUACUUUUAUGUAUUUUCGCUUCAAAAUGAAAGGCACAACGAGACCAUACCAAAAUACAGUCAGGAAACAUGCAGCAUUCGUUCGGUUGUACCUUUCGGCCUGAAUUUAUAUGCUAGAAAAUAGCCUAUUCUAUGCCCUCCAUUGAACUCAAUUAAAAUAUU